CUGAUUAGAUCGCUGCUGUCACGUGAUCCGACAAUAGCGGAAGAAGAGGGCUCGACCGCAGAGAGACGGAUCACCCGCAGCCUUCAUGAUGCAGAGCACGGCCAACUACCUGUGGCUGAUCUCAGACCUGCUCGGUCAGGGAGCCACAGCCAAUGUUUACCGUGGACGACACAAAAAAACUGGCGACCUGUACGCCGUCAAGGUGUUCAACAACCUGAGUUUCCUGCGGCCGCUCGACGUCCAGAUGAGAGAGUUCGAGGUCCUGAAAAAACUCAACCACAAGAACAUUGUGAAGCUCUUCGCUGUGGAGGAAGAGUCCAACACCCGUCACAAGGUCCUGGUGAUGGAGUACUGUCCCUGCGGGAGUCUCUACACGGUCCUGGAGGAGUCAUCCAACGCGUACGGACUCCCUGAGGACGAGUUCCUCAUCGUUCUCCAUGAUGUUGUUGCAGGUAUGAAUCAUCUGAGAGAGUACGGCAUUGUUCACCGGGACAUCAAACCAGGAAACAUCAUGAGGGUGAUCGGAGAGGACGGACGCUCCGUCUACAAGCUGACCGACUUCGGAGCCGCCAGAGAGCUGGACGACGACGAGCAGUUUGUGUCUCUGUACGGCACUGAGGAGUACCUGCAUCCCGACAUGUACGAGCGAGCCGUGCUGAGAAAAGACCACCAGAAGAAGUACGGCGCCACGGUGGAUCUGUGGAGCAUCGGAGUCACGUUCUACCACGCCGCCACUGGCAGCCUCCCCUUCAGACCGUUCGAAGGGCCGCGCAGGAACAAAGAAGUCAUGUAUAAAAUCAUCACAGAGAAGCCACCUGGGACCAUCUCCGGGCAUCAGAAGUGUGAGAAUGGGAAGAUCGAGUGGAGCACAGAGAUGCCGGUGUCCUGCAGUCUGUCCAAGGGUCUUCAGACCCUCCUGACUCCAGUACUCGCCAACAUCCUAGAGGCCGAUCAGGAGAAAUGUUGGGGCUUCGACCAGUUCUUCGCCGAGACCAACGACAUCCUACACCGAAUGGUCGUUUACGUCUUCAGCCUGCAGCAGGCCACACUGCACCACAUCUACAUCCACGAAUACAACACGGCGUCACUGUUCCAGGAGCUCUUGAGCCGCAGGACCAUCAUCUCCGUGCACAACCAGGAGCUGCUUUACGAGGGCCGUCGCCUCGUCCUCGACGCCAACCGCCAGGCCAAGUCCUUCCCCAAGACCUCCAGAGAAAACCCCAUCAUGGUCGUCAGCCGCGAGUGCGUCGCCACUGUGGGACUCAUCUUUGAAGAUCCCAGUCCUCCUAAAGUUCAGCCUCGGUACGACCUCGACCUGGACGCCAGCUACGCAAAGACUUUUGCAGGAGACAUCGGACAUCUGUGGAAAACUUCAGAGUCUCUGCUGCUGUAUCAGGAGCUGGUGCGAAAAGGAGUUCGAGGAUUAAUUGAGCUGAUGAAGGAGGACUACAGCGAGAUUAUGCGCAAGAAGUCGGAGGUUUUUCAUCUGUGUAAAUUCUGCACACAGAUGUUGGAGAAGACCGAGCAGCUGUUCGAGGUGCUGCUGCAGGCCAGCGUGCUGUCGUCGGAAUACGACGAGAUCUCAGACAUGCACAAGAAAGUUCUCAGAAUCUCUGGCUCCCUGGACCCCAUUGAACGCACCACACAAGACAUCAAGAGCAAAUUUAUUCCCGGAGGCCUGCUGACCGACACUUGGACGCAACAAGUCGGGACACACCACGAGGACAGGAAUGUGGAGAAGAUCAAAGUGCUGCUGGAUGCGAUCACUGCCAUCUAUCAGCAGUUCAAGAAGGACAAAGCGGAGAGACGUCUGCCGUACAACGAGGAGCAGAUCCACAAGUUUGACAAACAGAAGUUGGUCCUUCACGCGAGUAAGGCCAGGACUCUGUUCACAGACGAGUGUGCCAUGAAGUACCGCCUCUUCAUCUCUAAGUGCGAGGAUUGGAUGAGGAAAGUUCAUCAUGUGAGGAAGCAGCUGCUGAAUCUGUCCGGCCAGCUGAUCAGCAUCGAGAAGGAGGUGACCAUGCUGAUGGAGAGAACCUUGAAGCUGCAGGAACUGCUACCUCAGAAAGUUCAUCCUCUGGUGUCCAGCGGGCUGAAGCCUCAGACGGCGUACCUGAGCCAGAACACUCUGGUGGAGAUGACCCUGGGGAUGAAGAAGCUGAAGGAGGAGAUGGAGGGGGUGGUCAAAGAGCUGGCAGAAAACAACCACUUCUUAGAGAGGUUUGGGACUCUAACGCUGGACGGCGGCCUGAGAGGUUGAAUGAGGUCGAGUCUGUUUGUACAUACUCUGUGUUUACCGUGUAAAUAACGUCAGACUGUUGAAGAUGAAGCUUUUUGUAUGAAUCCCAGGAAACUCUCGCUCAGCCGCUUCAGACACUCGGAGAGGUUUUCAGCCGGAGAUCGGUGAAGGAAUGCUGAGCGGCUUCGUCCAGAUCGCACCUGAAACACCUCUGAGUAGAGUUAGCCCGACGCGGCCGCUAACGGGGAGUUUAGGGUGGGUUUGGGUCACGUUUGGGCUCAAAUGUUUUCUGCUGCAGGUUCGAAUUUAUUGAAAACAACCAGUGUGUUAAAGAUCAGCCCGAGCAUGUUUAAGUUGCUCUCUAGUUUUUCCACAUCAAGUGCAAAUUCAGAUUUAAAUCCAGCAUUCUGGUGUGUUUGGCUUCUUUAGUAGAAUAUGAAAACAGUUUUAAUGGAUUAAAAAUAAAUUAUGCAUUAACUACAGUGACUGAAGAUUAUUUACUGAACCUGCUUUUCAGAUAAAUCUGAUUUUACUCUGUAAAAGCUCUGAAACAUGAAGAGUUUAAGAUGCUUUAGGCUAUAAUUCAUAUCAUUUUUAUUCAGAACAUUUUUACGUUUUCUCAUUAACUGUAACUGCAGCCGAAAUAUGUGAGAUUCUAAACAAAGUCACAGCCUUAUAUGUUAGUUUUUUUAAUAUGUUCAGUUUUUCAGAUUAAAAGACAAAUUAAAGGUGUUUUGGGGGUAAAUCAGGAACAUUUUUUACAGAGUAUAUUAAGGGUUUUUUUUUUUUUUUUUGGCUGGAUUAAGGAACAUUUAAGGGUUUAAAAUCUAUGAAAAUGUAAGAAACAGCAUAAAGUUUGCAAUGGAAACAGUUUUUAGAGUCUAAUGGAUGGAUUUUAAUUUAAAUUUGAGGGUUUUUCUUUCAAAGUCAUCUUGUUACAGUAUGCUCGUCUCCCUGUAAGUGGCAUUAAAGUACUGUGAUUACUGGACAAACCUGUGUCCUCUCAUAGAAUAUUACUGAUGAUCUCUGCUCCUGUUUGUUGGUCUUUGUCACUCUGUAACCUGCAGGAAGCCUCCAUCCUUCAGCUGCUCAGCGCCUUUUACUCCUUUUUUUGUUUUCUGUGUAGUCAGUAAUUAAAAUGCACAGUGACUGUUUAAUUGACCUGUAAAUAUGCCAAUCAAUCAAUAAACCAAUCAGGCAUGAAGCUG
Messenger RNA from Archocentrus centrarchus (flier cichlid), 3450 nucleotides. It is a transcript of the gene tbk1, whose product is annotated as TANK-binding kinase 1. NCBI's taxonomy places the organism in Eukaryota, Metazoa, Chordata, Actinopteri, Cichliformes, Cichlidae. The transcript has 21 exons. The coding region runs from base 86 to 2263 and encodes 725 amino acids. The record is from RefSeq and is a predicted model, not a curated record. Gene Ontology annotation, molecular function: ATP binding; protein serine/threonine kinase activity. Gene Ontology annotation, cellular component: cytoplasm. Gene Ontology annotation, biological process: peptidyl-serine phosphorylation.